AUUACGUUAUAUAAUCGUCACUGCACACUCGAGAUUAAAACCCUAGAUCGUUUCUCGCUGUGAACUGAGCGCCUCCACUUUCAGAUUGCAAAACCAAUCCAACAAUGACUUUCAAGAGAAGGAACGGCGGCCGCAACAAGCACGGCCGCGGCCACGUCAAUUUCAUCCGCUGCUCCAACUGUGGAAAAUGUUGCCCAAAGGACAAGGCAAUCAAGAGGUUUCUUGUGAGGAACAUAGUCGAGCAAGCAGCUGUGAGGGAUGUCCAGGAAGCGUGUGCUUUCGACACGUACACCCUCCCUAAGCUGUAUGUGAAGAUGCAGUACUGUGUUUCGUGUGCCAUUCACUCCAAAGUGGUGAGGGUUCGCUCUCGUACUGAUAGGAGGAACCGUGAGCCCCCGCAGCGUUUCAGGCGCCCAAGGGAUGAUGCACCAAAGCCAGGCCAGCCUCCACGUGUUGGUGGAGCACCCCCUGCUGCCCGCACUUAAUUCCUUUAUUCUCGAACAUUUUUAUUACCGGGAUUUCUCGUUAUGCAGUUUUAUCUACCAUGACCUUAUCCAUAUAUUAUCUUUGAUUUCGUUAAACUUACAAGUGCUCAAUCCUUUGCUUUAUGUUUCAAACCGUUCUUGAAUUCUGGAAAAUUAGUAUUUUUGUCCUAUUGGU
Messenger RNA from Erythranthe guttata (spotted monkey flower), 660 nucleotides. Its product is annotated as small ribosomal subunit protein eS26x. Gene Ontology annotation, cellular component: cytosolic small ribosomal subunit; ribosome. Gene Ontology annotation, biological process: translation. Gene Ontology annotation, molecular function: structural constituent of ribosome; mRNA binding. Lineage: Eukaryota; Viridiplantae; Streptophyta; Magnoliopsida; Lamiales; Phrymaceae. The record is from RefSeq and is a predicted model, not a curated record.